Lemur catta (Ring-tailed lemur) is the source of this 2170-nucleotide messenger RNA. It is a transcript of the gene RANBP17, whose product is annotated as RAN binding protein 17. The record is from RefSeq and is a predicted model, not a curated record. Gene Ontology annotation, biological process: protein export from nucleus. Gene Ontology annotation, cellular component: cytoplasm; nuclear pore. Gene Ontology annotation, molecular function: small GTPase binding; nuclear export signal receptor activity. The transcript is spliced from 19 exons. NCBI's taxonomy places the organism in Eukaryota, Metazoa, Chordata, Mammalia, Primates, Lemuridae. The coding region runs from base 102 to 2042 and encodes 646 amino acids.
CACGGCGCAGGGACCCGGCGGGCUGCUGGGGCCUCGGCGGCGCCCGCCUCUACUCCCUCCCUUCAGGCCCUCCGCGCCGGCCGGCGCCGCCUCCCGGGAAGAUGGCGCUGCACUUCCAGAGUUUGGCCGAAUUGGAAGUGUUAUGUACUCAUCUCUACAUAGGGACUGAUCUUACACAAAGAAUAGAGGCUGAGAAAGCACUCUUGGAACUUAUUGACAGCCCAGAAUGUCUCAGCAAGUGUCAACUUUUAUUAGAACAAGGAACAACAUCCUAUGCUCAGCUCCUUGCAGCAACAUGUCUUUCAAAACUUGUCAACCGAGUCAGUCCUUUACCUAUUGAACAGAGGAUAGAUAUCAGAAACUACAUUCUGAAUUAUGUGGCAUCACAACCCAAGCUUGCUCCCUUUGUCAUCCAAGCUCUUAUUCAAGUCAUUGCCAAAAUCACUAAAUUGGGUUGGUUUGAGGUUCAGAAAGACCAGUUUGUCUUCAGAGAAAUUAUUGCUGAUGUGAAGAAGUUUCUUCAGGGUACUGUGGAACACUGCAUAAUAGGAGUAAUGAUCCUUUCUGAAUUGACUCAGGAAAUGAACCUGGUUGAUUAUUCUAGACCUUCAGCAAAACACAGGAAAAUAGCUACCUCAUUUCGUGACACUUCUCUUAAAGAUAUUUUAGUGCUAGCAUGCUCUCUUUUAAAAGAGGUGUUGGCCAAACCUUUAAAUCUUCAAGAUCAAUAUCAACAAAAUCUGGUAAUGCAAGUCUUAAAACUGGUCCUUAACUGCCUUAACUUUGACUUCAUUGGCAGUUCAGCAGAUGAAUCUGCAGAUGAUCUUUGUACAGUGCAGAUUCCAACAACUUGGAGAACAAUUUUCCUGGAACCAGAAACAUUGGAUCUUUUCUUCGAUUUGUAUCAUUCACUUCCACCACUGCUGUCUCAGUUAGCACUUUCAUGUUUAGUUCAAUUUGCUUCUACAAGAAGGUCCUUAUUUAGCAGUCCUGAACGUGCCAAGUACCUUGGUAAUUUAAUUAAGGGAGUAAAAAGAAUACUUGAAAACCCUCAGGGUUUGUCUGAUCCAGGUAAUUAUCAUGAAUUUUGUCGAUUUUUGGCUCGUUUAAAGACAAAUUAUCAGCUGGGAGAAUUAGUUAUGGUGAAGGAAUAUCCUGAAGUUAUCAGAUUGAUUGCUAAUUUUACCAUUACUAGCCUACAGCAUUGGGAAUUUGCUCCCAACAGUGUUCAUUAUUUAUUAACUCUGUGGCAAAGGAUGGUAGCAUCAGUUCCUUUUGUGAAAUCAGCUGAGCCCCACCUAUUAGACACUUAUGCACCAGAAAUCACGAAGGCCUUUAUCACUUCUCGGUUGGAAUCUGUUGCCAUAGUUGUGAGAGAUCAUUUAGAUGAUCCCCUGGAUGAUACUGCUACUGUGUUUCAGCAGCUGGAGCAGUUGUGCACUGUCAGCAGAUGUGAAUAUGAAAAGACAUGUACUCUUCUUGUACAGUUAUUUGACCAAAAUGCACAGAAUUACCAAAAACUUCUGCAUUCAGCUUCUGGAAUAACUGUGGACAUGGCAAUUCAAGAAGGACGUCUUGCAUGGCUAGUAUACUUAGUUGGGACAGUUGUAGGAGGAAGAUUAACAUAUAUCAGUACAGAUGAACAUGAUGCUAUGGAUGGAGAAUUAUCCUGUCGAGUUUUUCAGCUCAUAUCUUUAAUGGAUUCUGGAUUGCCUCAGUGUUCUAAUGAGAAGAUAGAGCUUGCCAUUUUGUGGUUCUUGGAUCAGUUUCGUAAAACAUAUGUUGGUGAUCAACUUCAAAGAACCUCAAAGGUUGUACGCCUGAGGAGCGAUGAAUCCAGAGUUCCAGAGAAGGCUUGGAAAAUAGUUAAGGUAUAUGCCCGUAUGUCAGAAGUCUUAGGAAUAACUGAUGACAACCACGUUCUAGAAACAUUCAUGACAAAAAUAGUGAACACUUCCCUUUUCUUGGCAUCAGUGACAGUUACAGUCUCAGUGACUUCAGGUGUCGAACAACCUUCUACACAGCUCUCACUCGCCUUCUGAUGGUAGAUCUAGGCGAAGAUGAGGACGAAUUUGAGAAUUUCAUGCUGCCUCUUACAGUUGCUUUUGAAACAGUAUUACAAAUAUUCAACAACAACUUUAAACAAGAAGAUGUAAAGGAACAAUAUUUC